GGUGACCGCGGCUCGUGCUGUAGCGCCGGGUCGCGCAGCGCCGGCUGAGUAGCUAUCGUCCGGCAUGAAGGGCUGGGACCUGGAUACUUCCGUCUCCUCGCUUCAGCGCCAUGGAAUGCCUGCGGAGCCUGACUGGGCUCCUGCCCCGCGCGGUGGGACUACCCCGGAGGACCCUGUGUGCCCUGGCCUGGGGCCUGACCCCUGCGCCUCGUCCCGCUGCCUGUCGCGGCUGCGCGUCCAACCUGCUGCGAAGGAGCCGGGCCGCGCCGCUAUGCGGGCCCCGCCAGCCCGGCAUGGCAGGUGAAGCACACCGGUUUAGAACAUCUGAUGUCUCUCAAGCCACUUUAGCCAGUGUAGCCCAGGUGUUUACUGUGACAAAAUUUGACAAAGAGGGAAAUGUUACUUCUUUUGAAAGGAAGAAAACUGAAUUAUACCAAGAGUUAGGUCUUCAAGCCAGAGAUUUGAGGUUUCAGCAUGUGAUGAGCAUCACAACCAGAAACAACAGGAUUAUCAUGAGGAUGGAGUAUUUGAAAGCUGUUGUAACUCCAGAGUGUCUUCUGAUACUAGAUUACCGUAAUUUAAACCUAGAGCAGUGGCUGUUUCGAGAACUCCCAUCACAGUUGGCUGGAGAGGGUCAACUUGUCACAUACACUUUACCCUUUGAGUUCAGAGCCAUAGAAGCACUCCUGCAAUAUUGGAUCAACACCCUUCAGGGGAAACUUAGCGUUUUGCAGCCACUCAUCCUUGAGACAUUGGAAGCUUUAGUGGAUCCCAAGCAUUCUUCAGUAGACAGAAGCAAACUGCACAUCUUAUUACAAAAUGGCAAAAGUCUAUCAGAGUUAGAAACAGAUAUUAAAAUUUUCAAGGAGUCAAUUCUGGAGAUCUUGGAUGAGGAGGAGUUGCUAGAAGAGCUCUGUCUGACCAAGUGGAGUGACCCUCUCGUCUUUGAAAAGAGCAGCACUGGGAUUGACCAUGCAGAAGAGAUGGAGCUGCUUCUGGAAAACUACUACCGGUUAGCUGAGGAUCUUUCCAACGCAGCUCGGGAACUUAGGGUGCUUAUUGAUGACUCUCAGAGUAUUAUCUUCAUCAAUCUGGACAGCCACCGUAAUGUGAUGAUGAGGUUAAAUCUACAGUUGACCAUGGGAACAUUCUCUCUCUCACUCUUUGGACUGAUGGGAGUUGCUUUUGGAAUGAAUUUGGAAUCUUCCCUUGAAGAGGACCAUAGAGUGUUCUGGCUGAUUACAGGAAUUAUGUUUAUGGGAAGUGGCCUUAUCUGGAGGCGGUUGCUUUCCUUCCUUGGACGACAACUAGAAGCUCCUUUGCCUCCUGUGGUGGCCUCUUUACCUAAAAAGACCCUUCUGGCAGAUAGAAGGAUGGAUGUAAAAAACAGCCUCAGGCCUGAUGGAUUUGGAUCAAGCAGAACUAUCUUAACAAGCCGUUAGCAUUAACCCAGAGGAUACCAAAUUUUUUUUUAUACUUCUGAUACUGUUAUUACUUUCUUUCAUAGUCACAUAUUUGAAAAAAAUCAUUAUGACAGUCAUACUCUUACAACUUUAUUGCAUUUCCAGAAUUAAGUGUUUUCUUUGUAAAAGGCCAAAUUCUAUUUCCUACAAAUUUUAAAUACUGUUUUUAUAGAUACGGUGUGAGGUAUAAAGGGAUUAUUUAAUUCAAGAGUAGACUGUUGUACAGAUUUUAAUUUAUACAUAUCAAGAAAAGUGCAGUUCCAUGCUGAAUGAAGCCUAGAAACUUGAGAAACCCAUAGUUACUGAGAUCAGGCAGUAACGAUUCUUAGUACAGGGAAUUCUGUUUGUGGAAAUUUUCUGAGCUAGUAUAACAUAGGUUAACCUUAAAACCAACUCUGGAAGUUUGUGUUCUAAAAUCAAUCCUUGAUAUAACCUAUUUUCUUAUAUUUAUCACCUUUUGUAUGUAAGGUAAAUAAAAAGAAAGGAUAAUUUAA
Castor canadensis (American beaver) is the source of this 1957-nucleotide messenger RNA. It is a transcript of the gene Mrs2, whose product is annotated as magnesium transporter MRS2. Gene Ontology annotation, biological process: mitochondrial magnesium ion transmembrane transport. The record is from RefSeq and is a predicted model, not a curated record. Gene Ontology annotation, cellular component: mitochondrial inner membrane. Lineage: Eukaryota; Metazoa; Chordata; Mammalia; Rodentia; Castoridae. Gene Ontology annotation, molecular function: magnesium ion transmembrane transporter activity.